AUGGAUGUCUACCUCAGUGGCUUACACAACCACUUUCUCCUUUCCUUUCCGAUAUUCCGAUUAAGACAAGAGAUUAAAGCUGGUGUUAAGUUGCAUGAUCCAGUAGAGAAAAAAGAAGAUCAAAUUAAGUUUUAUCGUCAGAUUGACCUGGUCACCGUCAGAUCAGCCGUGGCAAUUGCGGAAAGGAAAGCAACAUUUACAGCUGAACGUAUUGAUUGCAUGAUUAAAAAAGGGUAA
Dovyalis caffra is the source of this 237-nucleotide messenger RNA. The record is from the annotation of a GenBank genome assembly. Lineage: Eukaryota; Viridiplantae; Streptophyta; Magnoliopsida; Malpighiales; Salicaceae.